This is a messenger RNA of Lontra canadensis (Northern American river otter), 102 nucleotides long. Its product is annotated as thymosin beta-4, Y-chromosomal-like. The record is from RefSeq and is a predicted model, not a curated record. Gene Ontology annotation, molecular function: actin monomer binding. Lineage: Eukaryota; Metazoa; Chordata; Mammalia; Carnivora; Mustelidae. Bases 1 to 102 code for a protein of 33 amino acids. The transcript has a single exon. Gene Ontology annotation, biological process: actin filament organization.
AUGGCUGAGAUUGAGAAAUCUGCCAGAUGGCAGUGGAAGGGGACAGAAACACAAGAGAAGAACCCACUCUCCACAAAAGAAACCACUAGACAGGAGAAGUGA